CGGUUUCCUGCUGCGGUGAGAAGAGCGGCGUCGAGACAGACUGGGAAAACUCAACACCACGACCACCUCCAACAAAAUUCUACUGUACAAUGAAACUGUUAGCAGUAUCUCCCUCUCUGGAUAUCCGCUUCGUCACGGUUAUACUGCUGGUGAUGGGCCUCUCAACUCCUGGACUAACAGAAAUCACCAGUUUGGACUCGGGCAACAUUGAUGACGUCCUAAAUAAUGCUGGGGUGGCCUUAGUGAAUUUUUACGCAGACUGGUGUAGAUUCAGUCAGAUGCUCCAUCCUAUUUUUGAGGAGGCAUCUAAUGUAGUGCGGGAGGAGUUCCCUGAUACCAAGCAGGUGGUUUUUGCUCGUGUCGACUGUGACCAACACUCGGAUAUCGCCCAGCGGUACCGCAUCACCAAGUACCCGACAUUGAAGUUGUUCCGCAAUGGGAUGAUGAUGAAGAGAGAGUACAGGGGUCAGAGGUCGGUGGUGGCCAUUGCUGACUUCAUCCGCCAGCAGCAGGUCGACCCCGUGAAAGAAAUGCAGUCAAUGGAGGAGGUUAACACUCUGGAUAGGUCUAAGAGAAACAUCAUUGGUUACUUUGAGAAAAAGGACUCCGAUAGCUACCACACAUAUGAAAAAGUUGCCAACAUCCUUCGAGAUGACUGCACGUUCUUGGCUGCCUUUGGCGCUGUCUCUGAGUCAGAGCGCUUCAGCGGAGACAAUGUGAUCUACAAACCUGUGGGCGAGAGCGUCCCCGACAUGAUCUACCUCGGCUCACUCACCAACUUUGACCUGACCUACGCUUGGGCCCAGGACAAGUGUGUGCCUCUGGUCAGAGAGAUCACCUUUGAAAAUGGAGAGGAACUGACUGAAGAAGGGAUCCCUUUCCUCAUCUUGUUCCAUGUCAAAGAAGACGCAGAGAGCUUAGAGAAAUUCCAGCAUGAAGUAGCUCGCCAGCUCAUCAGCGAGAAAGGGUCUAUAAACUUCCUACAUGCAGACUGUGAUAAGUUCCGCCAUCCUCUGCUCCAUAUCCAGAAAACUCCAGCUGACUGUCCCGUCAUUGCUAUAGACUCAUUCAGGCACAUGUAUGUUUUUCCUGACUUUAAAGACCUCACUGUUCCUGGCAAAUUGAGACAGUUUGUGUUGGACCUUCACUCCGGAAAGCUUCACCGAGAGUUUCACCAUGGUCCUGACCCCACAGACAGCACGCCUGGACAGGAGGAGACGGGAGGAGAAGUGGCCAGCAGCCCUCCAGAGAGCUCUUUUCAAAAGCUAGCGCCCAGCGAGACUCGCUACACCAUUCUCAGACGGGACCGUGAUGAGCUGUGACCUCUACGGCCUUCCAGUGAUCCUGUGACUCAAUGCCACGCCCCGGGGUCAGGGGGGGGGUUAGGGUUGGGACAGGCCAGCGGGACAGAACAGCAACACCCAACACCCUUACUGAUGAGUGAGAGAUAGAGAGAUGGAGGGGAGGAGGAGGAGGAUGAAGAGGAAGGAGGAGGAGAAGAAGAACAGGAGGAAGAGGUGGAGAAGAGAGGAGUGCGGUCCAUGACACAACCUUGUUGGAAUAACCUAUAUUUUCAUAACUCUUUCACGUACAAUUUUUAUUUUGGAUUAAAAGGAAGGGGGAUAAAGAAGAAAUGUGUGUGGGCAGGGGGUUAGGGGCAUUAGGACAUCAAGAGAAGUGUUUUUACUUUUAUUUUUUGGAGCUUGUAAAUAUGUUUGUGCUACAUGGGAGUCUCAAUGUUGGUCUAAAUUAAAUGCAGAGUUUUCUUUAUUUUAUUCUUUUGUUUUUCAUCACCCUGUUUUUUGUAGGAACAGAAAAACAAACAGUUCCCUCAAUCCAGUUGUACGGUUCUCACCUGUGGGUAGUCCAGCUCAGCCUGUCUGAUAGGAGACACUUAUUUAGUCUCACUGACCUCAUGGCUGCAUCUCAAUAUGACCAACUCUAGUCUAAUUCAUUUGUAUAGCACAAGUUAUGACAAUAUGCCUGUUUGAAGUAGCUUUAUCUCCAUAUCUUCUCCACACACAUGGAGUUCUGAAGGAAUAGAAAACUAUUUUGAAAUACUCGGUAGGGUUAACAUUAUUUCAAACCAUGACUUGAGACAGAAGAUUAAGAGAUAGAGCUACUCCAGCCUAUUGAGAUGCACCCCUUCUCUCCCUGGUACUAAAUGAUAAUAGAUUAUGAUGUCUCUUACAGUGCCUAUAAAAAAUAUUCGCCCGCCCCCCCCCCCCCCUUGAAUCUUUUCAUGUUUUACUUUGCUUUUUUUAAUUUUUAAAACACUGAAUCACAGAGGAUGUAAUUAGAAUUUUUUUGUGUCACCAAUCAACAGAAAACACUAAUGUGAAAGCGAAUGAGCUUUUCGACCAUCAUAUUAAACACUAGACUAACACUGCACAUUACCAAAAACACACCAUCCCCACCAUGGAGCCUGCUGGUGGCAGCAUCAUGCUGUGUUGAGGCUUCUCUGCAGGCAGGCCCUGGGCGGCUUGUGAUGGUAGAAAGGGUCAAAUGGAAGCAGCAAAGAGAAAUACUGAAGGAAAAAAAAACCUUUAAGUACAUGAAUUUAUUUAAGAGGAAGACAUAAACCUCGAGCAUAAAGCCAAAUUAACACAGGAAUGACAAGAAAACAACCAAGUUAAUGUUCUGGAUUGGCUAAACCAGUGACCAAUCCAGAAUUUGCUUGCAUACCUGGAUAAUGGCUUUUUAAUUUUGUAAUUUCUCUGAGCAAAGAAGGAUGGAGGAGUUGUAGUGUCACAGGCCUAUCCUCAGAAGCUCAAGGCUGAAAUUGUUGCCAAACAUGCCUCUUAAGAAGUUUCUUGAAGGAUAUGAAUACUUAAAGAGCCUUUUUCUGUUGAUUAGUGUCUAAAUGUCUUAGUUACAUCCACAGUUAUAAAACAGUAAAAUAUGAAUAGGUCAAAGGAAGACGGGUACUUUUAAUAGGCACAGUAUUUGCCAUAACACCUCUGAGUUGUUUUCCUGGGAAUCAGAGUAGAAGAAAAAUGUUUUGAAAUGGCUUAACAUAUUCUUGAAUUUCUGAAAUGGCUGUUGUUUUUGUUUGUUACCUGUUGUCAAAUGUGUCAUCAUGCUGGGGGAGAAAAGACUGCGUCCUUCCCAGUAUUUAAAAAAAAAAAAAAAGUAGAGAGACAAGAGGGGAAAACCCAUGUGAUGAACGGUGGAAAUUUACAGUCUGCCACUUUAUA
Messenger RNA from Toxotes jaculatrix (banded archerfish), 3197 nucleotides. It is a transcript of the gene erp44, whose product is annotated as endoplasmic reticulum protein 44. The record is from RefSeq and is a predicted model, not a curated record. The coding region runs from base 90 to 1322 and encodes 410 amino acids. NCBI's taxonomy places the organism in Eukaryota, Metazoa, Chordata, Actinopteri, Toxotidae. The transcript has 11 exons.